This is a messenger RNA of Dibothriocephalus latus, 483 nucleotides long. NCBI's taxonomy places the organism in Eukaryota, Metazoa, Platyhelminthes, Cestoda, Diphyllobothriidea, Diphyllobothriidae. The record is from the annotation of a GenBank genome assembly.
AUGCACUUCCUGGACCAGAACCAUCUGCUUUCCAAUGUCAAGCAUAGCUUUCGUAGAAGUAGGUACUAUGUGACCAAGUUGCCGCUCUGCAUAGAACGUUGGACUGAAGGAGUCGAAAGAGGGCACACGGUGCAUGCUGGCUAUAUUGACUUCAAGAUGGCCUUCGAUAGCGUGGCACACCAUCGCCUUGGUUAUAAAGUCAGCUGCAUAGGAGUAGGAGGCGGGCUUGGAUGCAUACUUCUUAAUUGGCCGCUCGCAAACUGCCCAGAUCACUUAGUGUUCGCCAAACGUUCCAUUCUCGGCCCAAUUUUACUCAUUGUCCACAACAACGAUUGUGUCAGCCAACUGAAUUUCAAUAUGGCCAUAUUUGCCGAUGAUAUUAGGCUCUGGCGCGUCAUUCGAACUGCGGCUGCCGAAGAGAACUUGCAGGUUAAUCUGAAUCGGCUCAAUAAAAUGGUCAAAGGACUGGCUCUUACCAAUUAA